GGCUCAAGCUGUGGCAUUGAGAACAACCACAUAUGCUGUGUGUGGGACUUCUUGUCUUUGUGAGAGUGAAAACAUGCAGACACUAUGUAGCACUUAUAAUGCGGGAGGAACUUUCGUUGUGUGCGGGUCUGCGUUGGAUGUGCGUGCCCUCUGCAACCACUUCUGACUUCGUGGUGGGUGCAUGUCGGCCUUGGCACUUCCAUAGUUCGUGAAUAGCUUGCGCGGACUGUGAGCGUUCGUGCGCACUGAUUUCAGCGGUGUUGCCAAGCUGAUGGACGAGUGCCGGCAUUUUGUUUCCUCUUCGAGCACAGAAGAAGGAGUGAAAUACAAAACCUAAGUUGUGGAUACGAAUAUUUUGUUUGUUUACUCUUUGCAUACAGAUUUGUUAAUCGCUCAUCCUUGACAGAUAGCUUCCACAUUCUAUUCAUGCAUCUCAAAGUGCAUGGAAAUAUUCACUAGGGGCUUUGCCUUGAAGAAGCUGCUUAUAAGGCAGAGACGAACUAUCUUGAUGUUCAUAGACUUACCUUGGAAAUGAAAAGAAUGGGGUGCUUUCUUUUGUCUGUGUAUCUGAUAGGUCAUGUUUUAUGUCCGUUGGCUCAGUCCCGCUCUGCAGAUUUCCACUUAAAUGGGGAUUAUUUGUUAGGAGGACUUUUUGACAUUCACACCAGUAGCUCAGUUAGCCACGACAGACCAGAAGCUAUUGUCUGUUCCAGUCAAACCUUCAGUGUGCUCAGUUAUCGGAGGUUUCAGCUGAUGAGAUUCUCGGUCGAGGAAAUCAAUAACUCAACCAAACUCUUGCCCAAUGUGUCUCUGGGCUACAAGAUAUUUGACCACUGCUCAGUUGCGAAAAACUUCCCGGGUAUUCUUGACCUCAUUUCAACUGAUGGCUUGAUCCGACCUUGGAGGGAAACGCACCAGCAUGUGUCUGCACCCGCCGAUGUUGUGGCCGUGGUCGGUCCAUUUACAAGCACCGACAUCCUUGCAGUGGCGCCGCUCUUCAUGAUGGACCUCAUCCCACUGGUCAGUUAUGGAGCCGCCAGCUCGACUUUUUCAGAAAAAGCAAAGUAUUCGUCUUUCCUGCGCACUGUGCAUUCCAAUAAAGACACGGUCAAAGUGAUUGUAUCCAUUAUGAAGCAUUUCAAUUGGCGCUGGGUGGCCUUCCUCAGCAGUGAUGAUGCUUAUGGCAAUGACGGCCAGGAACUCUUCAUCAAGAUGAUCAAGGACACCCCCAUAUGUCUGGCGUAUACCAACAAGAUCAAACAAAGCUCAAAUUACUCUGUAAUGUUCCAGCAGAUUGAAGCGCAGAGGAUAACCACUAUUGUUGUUUUUGCCCCCAAAAUCCCCGCAGAACAUCUCAUUGAGUCGGCGAUACUGGUAGGCGUCACCAACAAGGUUUGGAUAGCGGUGGAAACCUGGUCCUUGAGUGAGAAGCUCCCAAAGAGAAAGGAUAUCCAAAAAAUCGGAACAGUUCUGGGGGUGUCUCAGCCUGUGUUGGCAAUACCUGGUUUCAGCGAAUAUAUGCUGUCUUCCAAAAAGAAACAUCACUCUGACGAUGCAGACAGACGGCGGUUUUGCAAUCAAGUUUGCAACUGCUCCGACCUGAAUGCACAGGACAUCAUCUCUAUGGACCCUUCUUUCUCUUUUGCCGUUUAUUCAGCUGUGUAUGCCAUCGCUCACGCCUUGCACAACGUCUUGCAAUGUCAUAAGGACACAUGUGACAGGAAUAAUACAGUAUAUCCACACAAGGUUCUGGCAGAGCUGCAGAAGUCAAACUUCUCCCUUUUAAACCAGAGUAUUCAGUUUGAUGAGCAUGGCGAUCCCAAGUUUGGAUCUAUUUUUAUCGUCUUCUGGAAUCAGAGGGGUGACAUCAAGGAGGUUGGAUUUGGUGAAUUACUCUCCUCAGGGAACUUUUUCAUUGAUGACAGCAAAAUUCAGUGGCAUGGAAAUGGGAUGGUUCCGACAUCUCUGUGCUCUCAGGAGUGUCCUGUAGGAUUUGCAAAGAAGCAAGAUGGAAUUCACAAGUGUUGCUUCACAUGUGAGGAAUGUCCCAAUGGAACCUACAUCAACAUCACAGAUGAUCCAUACAAGUGUGUGGAGUGUAAGGAGACGGAGUGGUCCACAGCAGCCAGUACAUCAUGCACUCUGCGACAGGUGGAGUACGCCUCAUUUCAAGACAGCGGUGCUAUACUGAUCUUAGCGGCCACCUUGAUCUUGCUGGUUCUGGUGCUGGUCAUGUGUGUCAUUUUUGCCCGUUACUACAACACACCUGUUGUCAAGUCCGCUGGUGGUGUCAUGUGCUUCCUGAUUUUGGGCUGCCACUGUCUCUGCUGUCUGAGCAUUGUCUUCUUCUUUGGCAAGCCCACUGGCCUAUCAUGUCUCUUAAGGAUGUUGCCUUUUUCCUUGUUGUACUGUACGUGCAUCGCAUGUUUUGCUGUGCGUGCUUUCCAGAUUGUUUGCAUUUUUAAAAUGGCAGCCAAGUUUCCCAAGCUCUACAGCUGGUGGAUGACAUAUCACGGGCAAUGGCUCGUCAUUUCAGGGACAUUUGUGAUUCAGUCUCUCCUACAUGCCAUUGGUGGUCUUUAUUCUCGUCCCAAACCAUACAAUGACACGCAGUGGUCUCCAGACAAAAUCAUACUGACCUGCGACUUCAAUUUCUUGAGCACUUAUGGUCCUGUGGCCGUGGUCGUAUGUUUGUGCGCACUCUGCUUCAUUUUCUCCUACAUGGGGAAGGACCUUCCCAAAAAUUACAAUGAGGCCAAAGCCAUAACCUUCUGCUUACUCCUGCUGACCCUCAACUGGAUCAUCUUUACCACAGCUUAUAUGCUUUAUAGAGGCAAGUAUAUCCAAAUCCUGAAUGCUUUGGCGGUGCUCUCCAGCAUCUACUCCUUCGUCUUAUGGUAUUUCCUCCCAAAAUGUUACAUCAUUAUAUUUCAACCCCACAAAAACACACAGCAGUACUUCCAAGGCCUGAUCCAGAACUAUACUAAAACAAUUAGCCAGUAAGCACCCUUGUUGACACACUUUCUCCAUUUCGAACUAGCGUCACUAACCGAGGUUCAUUUGCUAACCGAAUCAAUCAAAAUCAUCUGCGCUAUUUUCUCUUUAUUGGUAUCACUGCGUUCCACCUCCCAUCACAUGUUUCACAUUGUUUACUGCUGGCAUAGUGAAAGUAAACAUGUCCAACUGCAAAAGGGGGAACAAAGGGAUCGAUCAGGAGCGAACUCUUUCACUUUGUCGGGAGCUCAGGAGGACAAGGAAAGAGAUUUAGCCGUCCGGAGCUCCGGUGACUGAAUUCUAUUGAUUGAUUUAUUGUUAAUCCAAUUCUAUUCUGUUUAAUAUACUUUGAAUACAUUUUGUAAAUCUAAUGUCAGUUUGUGAGUCUUUUUUUCCUUCUCAUAACAAGAGAGUAAAGAACA
Messenger RNA from Doryrhamphus excisus (bluestripe pipefish), 3416 nucleotides. It is a transcript of the gene tas1r2.2, whose product is annotated as taste receptor, type 1, member 2, tandem duplicate 2. The record is from RefSeq and is a predicted model, not a curated record. NCBI's taxonomy places the organism in Eukaryota, Metazoa, Chordata, Actinopteri, Syngnathiformes, Syngnathidae. Gene Ontology annotation, molecular function: G protein-coupled receptor activity. Gene Ontology annotation, biological process: G protein-coupled receptor signaling pathway. Gene Ontology annotation, cellular component: plasma membrane.